CUGAAUGAAAGCCCACUUGUGAUUCGUCCUGAGCAGACCGAACCUCAGAGGCGGGAGUAGGACCGAGGCUGAUUGGGAAUCGGGUCGGGGACCUGGAGAGCCCGGUGAGGGGCUGAGGAUGGCCGACAUGGUGCUGGGAGUGGGUGCUGGCGUGUUCGUCCUCGCCCUGCUGUGGGUGUUGGUUCUGCUACUGUGUGUGCUAUUGUCCAGAGCCUCCGGGAUAGCUAGGUUCUCUAUCACUUUUGUCUUGCUUGGUGCUCUGAUCAUCACAUCAGUUCUACUGCUUUUCCCACGAGCCAGUGAAUUCCCAGAGCCAGAGGGUGAAAUGAAGAUCGUGGAUGGCUUUUUCAUUGGCCGCUAUGUCCUGCUGGCUCUCCUCAGUGCUAUCUUUCUUGGAGGCCUCUUCUUGGUUCUUACUCAUCAUUUAUUGGAGCCAAUCUAUGCAAAACCACUGCGAUCCCGCUGAGCACUGCUCCAGAAACACCAGACCUUCUUCGCUCCUUCACUUUGACAUCAAGGAUAAGCGGUGGGCAGGCGGGGGUCUUCAGAGUCUCGUUUUGAUGCCUUCAUGUCUUCAGAUUGAGGAGGAUCCAUUUAUCACUGAACCCUGGCUUCCAGAAACCAUGGCCAAAUAGACUGAGCAUAGAUUGUGUUCUUAGUAGCUUUUCUCCAGGUUCUCCAUUUGUUUUGAAUGGUAUGUAGUAAUGGUGAUAUUCUUGGAGGAGAUUCCCAGUCAAGACAUUACUAGGGGAUUUGGAGAAAAGGAGUUUUGAGUUGUGUUGUCCAACAGAAGAACCUGGUCCUUUUUGGUAAUAUGUAAAAUUUUUACUUGUGAGUUUGGAAUCAUUUGAAAGGAAAGAUACACAACCAUAAAAGUUUGCUUUAAGUGA
Molecule: messenger RNA, 890 nt
Organism: Jaculus jaculus (lesser Egyptian jerboa)
Lineage: Eukaryota; Metazoa; Chordata; Mammalia; Rodentia; Dipodidae
Gene: Tmem218
Product: transmembrane protein 218
Exons: 4
Coding region: 119-466 (115 amino acids)
Source: RefSeq, a predicted model, not a curated record